CAACAACAAACAUGGCGCAAAUAAGCUGUACUAACAACCUGUUUGUUUAACCGCAACAAAAAAGGACUGCUGUUAAAACACAAACUCAUCAACUUGCGCAUUUCAAAUUCAAUACACUUUUGUUAAAAGUUCAGUCCUUCUCUGGACCUGUGACGGAUACAAGCCAGAAAUAAAAUGUUGUUUCAAAUUGCAUACACAGUAAGCUGUGUCUUUUUGUGUUUUCACUCUACAAAUGGAUACAGUGAAAUAUGGCGAAAACCAAGGAAUGUUAUAGCUGGUCAUUCCUAUUUUGAAGAUGUCAGCCAAGACAAAAUGCAACAAUUUCAUAUCCAGCACGAUAAAACUCGAGUCUGCUUAGAAACAGACGGAAGAAAUUUUAUCUCCACAGUUUGUGACGAUAAAAAUCAGAAUCAAAUUUUUAAAUUUCGUCCCACUGGUCAUAACGAGGGGAACAUUGAAAGUAUUGGACAAAGAAAAUGUCUGGCUGAUUAUGGCUCUGGUUUCACUUGGAGAUCUUGCUCAGAUGCUUCUCGAUAUUCAUCCCAAAUGAUUUGGACAUGUCAUACACCAUUGACAGAAAAAGGCGGGGUGUGGCAAGAUCGAGAUUGGGUUGGAUUGAAAUUAAAAUCGGCAAAGAAAUGUUUAUCCGUUCAAACGGAUGGUGCUGUCCGUUCCAAAACAUGCGCAGAAGUGAAAGGAGAUGAUGAGCAAAAAAUUAUUGUUAAAGAUAGAAAAGGCAUGAACCUAUGUGCGAAAGCAGGUUAUUUUGGUCCACGUACCAAUGAUACUUCAUACUAUUAUUUCAAACAUCCAAAGUUUAAACUUCCUACCUUCGACAGAUAUGUAAGAGUGUUCAUGGUGUAUGGAAACGGAGUGUAUCGAGCGUUUUCAUCCAAAUAUGGUAGCGGAAGUCGUGCCACAGCCAAAAUUACUGAGCAUGCGCAAGAUACAAUGAAUAUUGUGGACAAGUUAUACAGAAAGGCUCGUCUUCGUUUUGUUUUGGUUGGAGUAGAAGAAUGGAACGUUCAAGAUAAAAUACCCAAGGCUACCGAUUCUCGUUCGUUGCAUGCUAAUUUUAAAAAAUACUGUCAAGGAUUGCGGAAGAGAGAAAACAAUAAUUUUGAUAUAGCUGUGUAUUUUUUCGACGGAGAUAUGUAUGGUGCGGGAGGAACUGCAACUUCAAAUUUUUGUCGACAAUCAAACUGGAACGAAGUUUUUAUAAUUGCAACAUUGGGAGGUGACUCACGUUUAAAAGCUCGAGACUUAGCCAACACGUUGACACACGAGUUUGCACAUGAGUUGGAUUCAUAUCAACACACCUGGGAUCCUCCACAUACUUGUCCUACCUACCACCUGUUUGGAGCCAGAUGCACACUAGGUGGCAACGAUUGGCCAAAAGGUUUAUCAUCAAAUGAAAUUACAAAGUUACGCGAUAUUUCAUAUGAUUGUUUAAAGAAUAAACCAAACCAGAAUCUCGUUCUACAAUGUGGAAAUGGUCGAAUCGAUCCUGGUGAAGAGUGUGAUUGUGGAAGAGAUCAGAAUUGUUUAAGAAACAAUCCUUGUUGCGACGGACAAAUUUGUAAAUUGAAAUUACGUGCUGAGUGCAGUAAUGAAAGAUGCUGCUCUAAUUGCAAGUGGAAUCGAGCAAGCUCCAGUUGCCAAGGAUCAAUAAAAAAUAUGAAUGGCGAUUUUGGUGUGAUUAACCAACCUGACACAAAAACAAAAAAUAAUUUUGAAAGUUGGAAGAUUGAAACAAGCAGGGGCAGCAAAGCAGUUCUAUUUUUAACUAUGUCAUUAUUUGAAUUUGAAGAAGGUUGUCCGUACGAUUAUAUUCAGGUGCAUGAUGGUCCUAAUGCGAGAUCUAAAGUACUUGGUAAAUUUUGCCGAACACCGAUUAAUAUGAAGGUGCAAGCGUCAUCGAAUUUCAUGUUUGUUACAUUGAAAACUGACAGUUCUCAUGAAAGUAAAUUCAAAAUGGUGUACACAACACAAUCUAAUCUGAAAGAAAAUGAUGUAACAAAGUAUCUGAUCAAAACAAAAUCUGGAGACUGUUUAUCUACUUAUAAUGGACUCGUUCGAAUGUCUCGCACUUGCAACGAAGAAUUUAUCCUCACUAAAAGCCAUCAUUUGAAACACGUAGCUACAGGAAAAUGUGCCGAGCCCGAUAAAUACUAUGGGCGUAUAUAUCCAAACGCUCAGUUAAAGUUGAUAUCCGAUUGUACGUCACAAUCGGGUAAAUUCGGAAUAAUUGGAAACGGGAAGUUAUUAAAUGGGAUAAGUGGAUUGUGUCUCCAAGCAUCAUACAAUGUUCAUCUCUCAACUAAUUGUCAUUCUGGCAGUUCAGAUUUCGUGUUUCAGAAGGGAAAUGGUGGACCCCUACCAACCUCCGGCCCUGAAACAAACGGACCACAAUACAUUAUCCGUCAUAGCGGUGGUCGAUGUAUGGCGGUUUCCAAUGACAAUCAUCUAUCUUUAACAAGCGCUUGCAAAACUCGUUUCUAUUUAACCAGCAAAGGUAAAUUGAAGACAGUAACAGGAGGGAAUUGUUUCAAAAACGUCAAUAGUGGAGAUAACUCACUGCUUAAAGUGUCUUCAUGUAGCGACCUUGGUACGGAGUACACAAAAACCAGGGAUGGCGCUAUUCAACAGCUUUCUUCAGGUAGAUGCUUCCAUCCUCUUGGAGGUUCUAGUUAUCCGUCUGAGGGAACAAAAAUCGUCGUGUAUCAUGGUUGCAAUGGGAAACGUUUAAAUUUUAAAUUUGAGACAGUAGCGGGAACAGCCACAACAUCGCCUCCUAAACCAAGUUCAUCAUUCAAACUGGUACACAAAGCAACAAAGUUCUGUGUUACAGCAAGUGGUUCUUACUUAAAGCUAACUCAAGAUAAAACCAAAUGCCUCAAGUUCGGGUUAACAUCAAACAACAAUUUAAAAGAAGAUGACGGGAAGAGAUGUGUCAAAGAAAAUUAUGGCUACUUGUAUUUAACGACGUGCCCAAAUGAUUACACUUUUUUGUUCCUAAGCAACGGCUCAGUAAAAUCAAACAAAUCAACACAAUGCUUGAAGCCGCGAACUGUAAACGAGGCGUAUCUUGGGUUAUCGAGUACGUGCAAUGGCGAUCAUGAGACUGCAUUUGAGAGAGUAAACAUUUGAAGGAAGUUACAUGAGAAAAAAAGACUUGUUCGCACGAAAUACAUAUUAGCAACAAAAAACAUCGCAUUUUUCAUUUUAAUUGCAGCAAAUACUGGGUUUGCUUACACGGUCAGAGGUAAAACCUCUGAAUAGGAAACACCACUGG
Molecule: messenger RNA, 3295 nt
Organism: Hydractinia symbiolongicarpus
Lineage: Eukaryota; Metazoa; Cnidaria; Hydrozoa; Anthoathecata; Hydractiniidae
Exons: 20
Coding region: 175-3150 (991 amino acids)
Biological process (GO): proteolysis
Molecular function (GO): metalloendopeptidase activity
Source: RefSeq, a predicted model, not a curated record